This is a messenger RNA of Dromaius novaehollandiae (emu), 2022 nucleotides long. RefSeq lists its product as uncharacterized. NCBI's taxonomy places the organism in Eukaryota, Metazoa, Chordata, Aves, Casuariiformes, Dromaiidae. The record is from RefSeq and is a predicted model, not a curated record. The transcript is spliced from 3 exons. The coding region runs from base 64 to 1197 and encodes 377 amino acids.
CGGGGGCGCGUUUCCGGGAGCGGCGGCGACGGCGGAGCGUGCGAGAGGCCCUGACGCUCAGCGAUGGGGAGACCCAGGAAAGAAGCCGCCAGCACGUCGUCCCCUCGGCCGGCUGCUGCCGCCUCCAAAGCCGUUCCCGCAGCGCCGCCGCCUUCUGCCUCGGCUGCCAGGGCCAAGGCGACGGCUGCGGGCAGCCGAUCUAAGAGUGCUCCGGCUGCUGAGGCUGCCGGCCUGAGCCGGCGGCCAGAGGCAAAGCCAAACUCAUCUCAGCCAAGACCAGCAGCGUCCCGUGGUGCCCAAGGAGAUACCAGGGACCAGGGCAGAGCAUCCACCCAGAGCUCCUCUGCAACCCAGAAGAAGCAACCUGAAGCCAGAGGGGCCACAGCUCAGGCCAGAUCUGACCCAUGUUCCCCAAGGAAACCACCUGGCUCUCACCUGAAUGGAGCCUCAGGGAAUUUUCUGCCUCCUCUCAAGAGUCAGGACAUCCAGCAAGUGGAGAGGGAGACCCGGGGCCAGCGGAGCAAUCCCACGUGGUACGAGUGGCGGAAGAACCGUAUCACGGCCUCGGUUGCCCCCAAGAUUGCCAACAGCAAAUUCGCCAAUGGGAAGACGGAUGAGGUGCCUCAGUCGUACCUUAAAGCGGUGGUGAGCUCUGGCCCCGGGGUGCAGACGCCAGCCAUGUCGUGGGGCGUCCGCAACGAGAAGGUGGCUGUGCAGGCCUACGAGCAGCUCAAAUCCCAGAAGAUGGGCAGGCCCGUGAAGGUGGAAGACUGUGGCCUCUUCAUUCACAGAGGGAAAGAGUGGCUUGCAGCCAGCCCGGAUGGUGUCAUCAAAGAGGCAGAUACAGGGAAGUCCCUGGGGCUGCUGGAGGUCAAGUGUCCCUACAAGCACAGGAACAAGACGGUGAGAGAGGCCUGCAAAGACAGAGAUUUCUGCCUGAAGGUGGAUGGAGACUCCUACUCGCUGAAGAGGGAUCAUGCCUACUACACCCAGGUACAGUGCCAGCUCGCGGCCGCCGGCUUCCAGAGCGCAGACUUUGUGGUGCACACCAACAGGGAGACAGCCGUGGCGCCUGUAGAUUUUGAUCCUGAGUUCUGGGGGCAGACAGUGCCCAAGCUGGAGAAGUUUUACGCUGAGGCGGUGAUUCCCCACCUGGAAGCGAAGGCAAGCAGCUCUGCCUGGGCCAAGGAAGAAUAGACCCUUCCUUGCUCCCCAGGAUGCUCUCUUGGAUUUGCCACACAAUCUCAGCUUUGGCCCCCAGAACAGAAAUGAUGCCCAAAUUUUCUGCUGUUCCUAGACAAUUCUCUGACUCAGCCCCAGCACAACUGCAUCUGCACUGAAGAAGUGGCAUUAGCAAGGCCCUUGUUCAAUAAGGGUCCCUACAAAUAGUGACUUCUUUCUGCCCUGCUGAAGAAAAAUGGCCUUGGAGCCAGGCCAGCUCUCAACCCCGGCGCUUUCCUGCACUGUGCUCCCAAUUGCAUCUCCAGUUUGAACCUAUUUCACUGCCUGAUAAAAGCUAGCGUGCAUCUGGACCUCCAGGGAAAGACAGUGAUGUCUCUAUGCUGGAAUACUACUUAUUUUGUGGAGAAAACUGGAUGACUAAGAAAAAAAUGUAGACUGCUGUCAGGACUAAAUCAUAAUUUCACUCCACAGUGGAGACAGGGCAAAGGAAGACUUCUCAGAGCCCAGGAAAAAAUGGCUUUUGAGCUAAACCACUAUGUGCCUUAACACUCAUAGCAAGGGCAUUUGCCCCCUCCCUGCCUUCAGACCUACUGUUUUUUUGGGUUCAGCCCAUGGCAUUCAUGAAGCAGGGGGACUUGCUCUGAAAUGGCAGCUCUGUGAGGCCUGGCUGCAGAUUUGGGAAGACAGUGCCCAAGAAGCUGACUCCAUUACCAUGGACCUCCAGAAGACACUCCUGUAAAGCCUUCCUAUUCUCUGCAGCAGGGAAAGGAGGCAGCUACUAUGCGGUUACUAACAUGUUCUGCUCUGUUAAAUAAAAAAAAAAAUUCUUUGGAUCAGUCA